AUGCCGGCAAUUACCCGCGCUUCGUUAAACCGCGUGGACGCGGCCGGCGUGUGGUUCGACUGCAACGACGGCUUCGUGCUCCGCGUGACCCCCGUCGCGCGCAACCUCUUCCGCAUGCUCUUCCUCCACCCCGGCGGCCUCCGCGAGCCGCGCACCUGGUCCGUCUGCUGCGGCCGCGUGGACGCGGAAUCCGCAUCUGUAGCGCCGCAAUCCGCAGCGGAAUCUCCUUCCGCAGCCGCAGGCGCAGCGGGGGCGUUUCAAGUGCCGUUCACAGGCGAUCUCCCGCAAAGCCCGCUGCUGCCGUCACCGCACGAUCCCCCAUGGGAGGGUUACGACCGCCUGAACAUCCCCUUCGCUCGCAUAGAUUACUCCGUAGAGCAAACCACAGUGGCGCUGACAGAACAGAGCACUCUCCCGCAAUCAGGGAGCACUAUAACGGAGGCUACAGCGCCCCAAGCUCCUGCCGUGACCAUCCGCUCGUCGCAGCUGAUCCUGACCGUCCGUUUGGAGCCGUUUCAUCUCUCGUGGGCCGGUGGGGAAAGAGGGGAGGGGGUUGGGGAAGGGAAGGUGGAAGAGAGGGGUAGCAACGAACGCAAGCAGCAGCCGCCACUGCCACUAUCAACAUCAGCACCACCAGCAUCACAACCACAAGCCGUAGGGCCCGCUCUGAUACCACGGUGGACGCUGGGUCUCCACCUGACCGCCAUGCCGCUAGCCGACGCUCCAGAUGCGCAGGCGCGCAUCUCCCGGUUCCUCUCAGCCGCCCGUUCCACCCACAUGCCUGUCAGUGCGUUCCACUUCGGCUCGGGCUACACCAUGAUCGGUAAGCGCAGAUACGUUUUCCACUGGAACUUAACUAAGUUUCCUGAUCCGCAGGGGCUGGUGGGGGAGAUGAGGGCGGCUGGGAUGCAGGUGGUAGCGAAUGUAAAGCCUUGUAUGCUGAUUGAUCAUCCGAGGUAUGGUGAGGUGGGUGGGGGGAAUGGGUUUGUCUUCUUGAGUGGGGAUGCAGCGAUAGGAGGUGCAGAUGGGGUAAAGGGGAUAGGAGGAGCAGGAACAGGAGUGAAUGUGGCAGGAGGAGGGGCUGGAGGAGGGGCAGGAGUAGGGGGAGGGGGAGGGGGAGCAGGAGCAGCAGGGUCAGAGAAGGAAGCAGAUUCUUUUCCAAAGCCGAGUGCAGCAGAGCCGCCAGCAACAGCUGAAUCUAGACUGCCCGCUAUAAGCCAGUUCUGGGACGGGCUGGGAGCACACCUAGACUUCACCAGCCCAUUCACGAUUGCCUGGUGGCAGCUCAACAUGCAGCGAGCGCUGCUAGAUGUGGGUAUACAGACCGCGUGGAAUGACAAUAACGAGUAUGAGAUCUGGGAGGAGGAUGCGUGCAGUCACAUGUUCGGCCGCCCCGAGCCUCUGUUUCUGCAUCGGCCGAUCCAUGCGCUGAUGAUGACCCGCGCCUCGUUCGAGCAGCAGGUUCGGGCCAAGCCUGGCCGCCGACCCUAUUCGGUUACCAGAGCUGGGAGCUUCGGCAUUCAGCGAUAUGCACAGACUUGGUCGGGGGAUAACUCCACCAGCUGGAAAUCACUCAGGUGGAAUCUCCGCCUUGGUCUCUGCCUCUCCCUCUCCGGUCUCUUCAACUGUGGUCACGACGUCGGUGGCUUUUCCGGACCUCCUCCCGAGCCUGAGCUCCUGGUUCGGUGGGUCCAAGCCGGCUUGCUGCACCCACGAUUCCUCAUGAACAGCUGGAAGCCUGACGGAACCAUCACCUGCCCUUGGAUGUACACCGAAUCGAUCCCAGCCGUCCGUUGGUCUGUGCGGCUGAGAUACCGCCUCAUCCCAUACCUCUACUCUCUCUCCUUCCGAGCCUCUUUUUUUCACGAGCCGAUUAUCCGCCCGACGUUUUACGAUUUUCCUGAGGAUGACCGAUGCUGGAGGGAUGGGGAUGAGCUUAUGGUGGGACCCAUGCUGCUGGCAGCCCCAGUGGUCGAACGCGGGGCACACCAGAGAAAAGUUUACCUGCCCGGCGGGCAGCCUGGGAAGAAAAGAACUGCUGAUUCCUCUGAAACCAAAGCUCUGUGUUCGGGCUGGUUUGACUUUUACUCGGAGGAGUUUUUUCUGCCCGGGCAGGUUGUGACGGUGGCGGCUCCGCUUGACCGAGUGCCGUUCUUUGUUCGGGCAGGUGGGAUAGUGGCGAUGACUGAAAGCACGGUGGAUUUCAGUGGGUUGCAUGAUGAGGGGUCUAGGGUUCUCAGAGUGUUCCCUCCCCCUGUGGGGUUUGCUGCUGGUGCUGCUGCUAGUGGCGUUGGUGUUGGUGGUGCUAGUGUUGCUGCUGCUGGUUCUUCUGCUGCCACUCGCGCUGCUGGCACUGCUACAGCUGGAGCGUCAGGGGAAGGUGGGGGGGAGAUCCAGUGCGUCUUGUACGAGGAUGAUGGGGAGACUCUUAAAGGGGACAGAGCAGAGGUGCAUGUGUGCAUGCACUGGGAUGCACAGAAGGUGGUGGUGACAGUAGCGAUCAUGCAUGUACAGGGGGGGGUUGGGGGAGAGAGUGGUGUGGGUAGCAGUGGGGAGAGCAACAGGGGGGAGAGCAGCAGAGGGGAGAGCAGCAGAGGGGAGAGCAGCAGAGGGGAGAGCAGCAGAGGAGGCGGGUACAGAGUCCCCUGGGAGACUCUCAGGGUGGCUUUACCAGCUGCUGAUACACGCGAGCUGGUGAUCCGGUGGGGGGAUGGAGGGGGAGGAGGCGAGGCGGUGAAGGAUAAAGGGCAGGUGGUUGGAGUGGAGAGGGGUGAUUUUACGUGGCACUCGCUGUGA
Molecule: messenger RNA, 2796 nt
Organism: Closterium sp. Naga37s-1
Lineage: Eukaryota; Viridiplantae; Streptophyta; Zygnematophyceae; Desmidiales; Closteriaceae
Source: the annotation of a GenBank genome assembly